Molecule: messenger RNA, 1491 nt
Organism: Blepharisma stoltei
Lineage: Eukaryota; Ciliophora; Heterotrichea; Heterotrichida; Blepharismidae
Source: the annotation of a GenBank genome assembly
AUGGAAACGUCACACUGCUAUAAAUUCGCAUGUGAAAAUAAACCUACUUUUUUGUGCCAUUGUGCAGCAAAAGGAUGUUUUAUUUGCAAAAAUCAUUUGUCAGAGCACAUUGAAGACUCUUCUGUCUCUCACAAUCCAAAAUCAUUAUAUGAAAAGCCUGAUCCUGAUAGUAAAAUUUUAAUUUACUCUCAGUUGAUACAAAUUGAUGAGUCGCUUGGAAUUAUUGAGCAUAGCAUUAUUGAACAGGCUGCAAAAUUUAUUCAAAAAGUUACUGAUAGAAUGAACAGAAUAAUUGAAAAAAUAAAUCUGACUAGGAAAGAAUGUACAAAUUUAAUAUUAAAAAUAAUUGAAACUGCAGAAAUAUAUAAUGAAGAUGGUGAAAUUUUUAAAAUUAUGAGGCUUAAACCAGACCAAGCUCUUUUAGAAUUUGAUAUAUUAAAGAAAGAAAAAAUAAUUUUGCCUGAAUUAAAUAGCACCAUUAAAUUGGGGAAUAGUUUCCAAACAAGCCUGGAUUUGAUUGACUCUAUUUUUAGAAACUCAGAAAGCAGCAAUAUGACUGAAAAAAACACUAGUUUUAAUGAUACACAGCAAACAAGUCUAAAUAUCACAACUGAAAACAAACAAAAAUAUCUUCAAGCACUUAAGCCAUUCUUAUCCCAUAUAGUAGGGGCUAAUUUCAUUUUAGAGCCAUCUUUUUCUGGCAAUGAAGAAGAGAAAGAACAAAGAGAAUCUGAAAAAUUAUUUUAUUUCAAAGACCAAACAAAAAUCCUUGCUUCAAUUGAUUUAUCUACAAUGGAAACUUCAGAAAAAUCUCUAUCUAUCCCCGAAGAAAUGUGUACAACUACAUCUAUGUGUCUUCUACCUUAUAACUCAAUAUUUUGCUAUGGGAACUGGCAAUUAAGCCAGCAUAAGCAAAAGCCAUUUUCUGGCAUUGCAUUUAUUAUCGAUUGCAAACAAAACGUAUUAAGAUGCCAAGAUGGUUAUCCUUGCAUUAAUGCUGGCUCAAUUUACCACAAUGGAGAAAUCUAUAUCUUUGGAGGGAAUGAUGGAAAAGAUCUUGAUAUUGUAAGGUCAUUUAAUUUAAAAGAAAAAAAAUGAAUGCCAAGAGGAUCAAUGCUGAGUCCUUCUUCAACAUGCUCAUGCGAAUUUUUUCAAGGAAAAAUAUAUGUUGCUGGGUGGAAUCAUUCAAAAAUUCACAGUUUCUGUCCUUAUACAGGAUUUCAUGAUACGCUAGAUUUAUCUAUAGUGCAAAGAACUAACAAAGUAAUUUUAGCGAGUGAAGAGAGGCUUUAUUUGAUAGAGUCAAAUGGAGUUAUAUAUGAAAGCUGGGUAAAUGAUCUUUCAAACUGAAUGAGUGUAGGAAUUUUUGAAGAUAAAGGGAGAUAUUCCAACUCUUAUAAGUAUGUGGGGCAAAAAAGUGCAUUUUUUAUGAUAUCUGGGGUUUUAUUCAAAUUUGAUUUUAGUUCAAAAUCAAUUUUAAAAUUAAAAUAA